CCGCCGCCGCCCCGGGAGCUGCUCCGGCCGCACCAUGCGGGAGCUGGCCAUCGAGAUCGGGGUCCGAGCCCUGCUCUUCGGGGUCUUCGUUUUUACGGAGUUUUUGGAUCCAUUCCAGAGAGUCAUCCAGCCAGAAGAGAUCUGGCUCUAUAAAAAUCCUUUGGUGCAAUCAGACAACAUACCUACCCGCCUCAUGUUUGCAAUUUCUUUCCUCACACCCCUGGCUGUUAUUUGUGUGGUGAAAAUUAUCCGGCGAACAGACAAGACUGAAAUUAAGGAAGCCUUCUUAGCGGUGUCCUUGGCUCUUGCUCUGAAUGGCGUCUGCACAAACACUAUUAAGUUAAUAGUGGGAAGACCUCGCCCCGAUUUCUUUUACCGCUGCUUUCCAGAUGGAGUGAUGAACUCAGAAAUGCACUGCACGGGGGACCCCGAUCUGGUGUCCGAGGGCCGCAAAAGCUUCCCCAGCAUCCAUUCCUCCUUUGCCUUUUCUGGCCUCGGCUUCACGACGUUCUACUUGGCGGGCAAGCUGCACUGCUUCACCGAGAGCGGGCGGGGGAAGAGUUGGCGGCUCUGUGCCGCCAUCUUGCCCCUUUACUGCGCCAUGAUGAUUGCCCUGUCCCGUAUGUGUGACUACAAGCACCACUGGCAAGAUUCUUUUGUUGGUGGAGUCAUUGGCCUCAUUUUUGCAUAUAUUUGCUACAGACAGCACUAUCCUCCUUUGGCCAACACAGCUUGUCACAAACCCUACGUCAGCCUCCGGGUCCCGACGUCGCUGAAGAAAGACGAGCGGCCCACAGCUGACAGUGUGCCCAGCAUGCCCCUGGAAGGUAUCACCGAAGGCCCUGUAUGA
Neomonachus schauinslandi (Hawaiian monk seal) is the source of this 850-nucleotide messenger RNA. It is a transcript of the gene PLPP4, whose product is annotated as phospholipid phosphatase 4. Gene Ontology annotation, molecular function: phosphatidate phosphatase activity. The coding region runs from base 35 to 850 and encodes 271 amino acids. The record is from RefSeq and is a predicted model, not a curated record. NCBI's taxonomy places the organism in Eukaryota, Metazoa, Chordata, Mammalia, Carnivora, Phocidae. The transcript is spliced from 7 exons. Gene Ontology annotation, biological process: phospholipid metabolic process.